Messenger RNA from Cantharellus anzutake, 999 nucleotides. RefSeq lists its product as uncharacterized. Lineage: Eukaryota; Fungi; Basidiomycota; Agaricomycetes; Cantharellales; Hydnaceae. The transcript is spliced from 3 exons. The record is from RefSeq and is a predicted model, not a curated record. The coding region runs from base 26 to 838 and encodes 270 amino acids.
UUUUUUUGCUGUCUAAUUUACAUUCAUGGCCGCCGCAUCCGUCGGCUCCCUCUCUACAUCGCUUUCUGCCUCCGUCACACGAAUCUUGUCUUUGACCGGAUUCUCCCCAGAGCUCAAGACUAAGGACAUCCAGAACGCAUUUUACGAGUGGGAAAGCCAGGCAGGCGGAUUUAAAAUCAAAUGGGUGGAUGAUACCAGUCUUCUUCUCGUCUUUGCUGAUGCUGGUGUUGCCAAACGAGCAUACUUGCAAUCCCUCCUUAAUCCUCCUCCUACUCUAAGUUCUUCAACUUCACCCGAUAGUCUCCGAGUCAGACCCUAUGAUGGACCCGAUGCUCAGGCUGUAAUCUACACCGUAAACAAUCGUCGCAACAAUAACACCCGCGGAUCGGUCUCUGCCCCUGCAAACAGCCACUCUCGGAGCAUAAGCGUCAGUGGUGCUGGGAAAUCUGGUGGAUGGAAAUCGAACAAUGGCGCAGGCCUCGCUGGAUCAAUGCACGCGCCUGGCGCGAGUGGCAGCGGAAACUCUUCCCCCACCUUGCCGAACCUCGCUACUCAACCGACUCUCAACUCACUCAUCAGUUCAUCGCUCAAUAUGGGAUCAUCUGAUUCCAUUGGGAUCAGUGUUUCCCUGGAGAACGGCACCAUAGCUUCACAGGGCCACGACUCUGCACCGCCACGUUUUGGAGAUCCUGCACGUCGUAUGGUGGGCGCUGCGUUAGGUGUUAGGCAUCCCGGAAUUGCGCCUAAGGGAACUCCUGAGAGGCGUGGCAAUGGUAUCAAUAGUGGCGAUAUCAGGUCGUUGGGCAAUGCGAUGGGAGGUUUGGUCAUUGCUGAAUGAAGGUGGAGUUGUGGUCAUGGACUGUGUCUAUUUUUCGAUUCUCUUUUCUUCGCCGUUAUCCUUCAUGAUAAAGCAUACUUUUUUAGCCUUUCAAUCCAUGUUUUGGCCAUGCUAUGGAAAACAAUUAAUACUGACCAAUACAAUUGAUGUUGUCUAUUCAA